AUGGCCGCCCUCAAGUCCCUGGGCCACCGCGCUUUUCGCGAAUCUGGCCUGCAGUCAGUUUACACCACCGGCCUCGAUGCUUACCUCAUCAUCCUCUCCCGAAGCUGCCGCAUGUUCGCCUACGGUGCCAGCAGCUUGAUCCUCGCUCUGUUCUUUGCCGAGCUUCAGUUUUCCGACUACCAGAUUGGACUGUUUAUGAGUUUGACGCUGCUGGGGGAUGUCAUCUUGUCACUGUGCUUGACGCUCGUGGCUGACCAUGUUGGGAGGAGGAGGACAUUGUUCUUGGGGUCUAUACUGAUGAUCUGUUCGGGGACUACGUUUGCUCUCUGCGAGAACUAUUUCGUUCUUCUCGCCGCCGCCGUUGUUGGUGUAAUCAGUGCCACGGGAGGUGAUUUUGGACCGUUCAGGGCAAUUGAAGAGUCGACCGUUUCCGAACUCACCAACCCCGACACAAGAGCCGACGUGCUGGUUUGGUAUGUCACCACCGCCAGCCUGGGAUCAGCAGUGGGGACUACGACAUCGGGACGCAUUAUUGACUGGCUCAGUGCAAGAGAGGGAUGGACGCUUCUAGAUGCCUACCACGGGUGCUUCUGGCUGUACGCUAUUAUGGGACUGACAAAUAUGGCCUGCAGUGCCAUGCUGUCAGAAAGAUGCGAGCUCAAAAAGAAGGCUCCAGAGGGUGGCAGUGGGGAAAUAGCGCCACUGCUUCAGGAGACAACGGAUGACGGUGUUGCCAAGCCCAAGGAGAAGGCAAGCUGGGUCUCCCAGAUAUCUAGGGAAACACUGGCCAUUGUGGGCGUCUUGUGGUUCUUGCUGAUGGUGGACUCGCUCGCCGAUGGCAUGGUCAGCAUGUCCCUGACGACCUAUUACAUGGACAAGAAGUUUCACCUGCCCAAGUCGACGCUCGGCGAUAUGCUGUCGACCUCUUACAUUCUGUCGUCUGUCACCAACAUUUUUGCCGGCCCGCUGGCGCGGUAUAUCGGCCUCGUCAACACGAUGGUUUUUACACAUAUCCCGUCCUCCACCGCUGUCUUGCUGUUCCCGCUGCCAAAGACCGUUUCCCUGACCUUUGCUCUCCUGCUCCUCAGAGUCGGCCUGAACAACAUGGAUCAGGCACCUCGGGCAGCGCUCAUCGCGGCCGUGGUGAAACCAGAAGAAAGAACUGCCGUCAUGGGCAUAACGGGCAUGCUGCGGACCCUGGCUUCCACCACAGGUCCAAGCAUCACGGGCGUCCUCGCCGGCAACAACCGAUUCUGGGUCGCCUAUGUUGUCGCUGGUGCGUUGCGUUUGGCGUAUGAUCUUGGCUUGUUUGCCCUGUUUAUCAAUAUCAAGCUUCACAAACAUGAGCCAGCCGGUGAGCCCACAGGCGAGGAGAGGAGAGAAGCUGACGAAGAGGAACCCUUGCCGACUCUCACCUCAAUAUAA
Molecule: messenger RNA, 1425 nt
Organism: Podospora pseudocomata
Lineage: Eukaryota; Fungi; Ascomycota; Sordariomycetes; Sordariales; Podosporaceae
Exons: 2
Coding region: 1-1425 (474 amino acids)
Biological process (GO): transmembrane transport
Cellular component (GO): fungal-type vacuole membrane
Molecular function (GO): transmembrane transporter activity
Source: RefSeq, a predicted model, not a curated record